UCUUAAACAAGAAUAGCUAAAAUAGAAUCCCUCAUCACUUCAGCCCCUAACGGCAAAAUCCGCCGCCUUCUCACCUUGAAAAGGGUGGAUGUUUUGAAGCUGGAAUAUGAGUCUCAGUCUGAAUUCAGGGGUUUCCGGUCUACUCGAUCAAUGCCAUUUCAGAACAUGUAAUUUGAGAAUUUCACACAGAAAAAUUGUGUCUUUCAAUUGUAGAGGCUCUCUUCCAGAAAUUAAACCUUUAGGCAUCCAGCACUUGCAUCUUUCUGCUACAUCAUCACCACUCUUACAUGGAGAAAAAGGGAGUUUGUUUCAUACCAUUCCCAGUUUUCCUAAAAGGCAUCGGCAAUCGUUGGCUCCAAAAGCAUCCAAAGAUGUGCCUUCCAGUUACCGAUAUCCUGCUAUGACAGAGAAGCCGAAAUGGUGGUGGAGAACUUUGGCCUGCCUCCCUUAUCUGAUGCCCCUUCACGAGACAUGGAUGUAUGCUGAAACAGCGUAUCAUUUACAUCCUUUUCUAGAGGACUUUGAGUUUCUAACAUAUCCUUUCUUGGGAGCAUUGGGGAGAUUACCGAGCUGGUUUCUGAUGGCAUACUUCUUUGUUGCUUACCUUGGAGUUGUGAGACGAAAGGAGUGGCCCCAUUUCUUUAGAUUCCAUGUGGUUAUGGGCAUGUUGCUGGAGAUUGCCUUGCAGGUCAUUGGAACUGUGAGUCGAUGGAUGCCGCUUGCUGUCUACUGGGGCAAAGUUGGAAUGCAUUUCUGGACUGCUAUGGCAUUUGCGUAUUUGUUCACAGUGUUGGAGUGCAUAAGGUGUGCCCUUGCCGGGAUGUACUCCGACGUUCCAUUCGUGUGUGAUGCUGCAUACAUUCAGAUUCCGUACGAUUAAUGACAGUAUGUUACUUUACGUUUCGAAUUAUCAUUAUAAAAUAAGAUCAGAUACUAGAAUGAGACCGGAUUUGUAAUUUUAUGUGUUUACCUUGUUGUGCUACUUCUGUUUUGAAAUUUUGUAUAUGCAGACAGAAUUUAGCCUAUGCGGACUCCUAGUUAUAAAUAUGUCAAAAAAUUCAAUUCCGUCUCCUUA
This is a messenger RNA of Salvia hispanica, 1075 nucleotides long. Its product is annotated as protein TIC 20-I, chloroplastic-like. The record is from RefSeq and is a predicted model, not a curated record. Lineage: Eukaryota; Viridiplantae; Streptophyta; Magnoliopsida; Lamiales; Lamiaceae.